CCCUUCCCUCCCCGCACCCACCCGCCCGCCCAGCCGGAGCGGUCGCCGCCGCCGAGAACCGGAGCUGGGUAGCGGGACCCCGGCCUGAGGCAGCUGGUGACUGAGGGCUCUCCCGCCUGGCUGCCCGUCGCUGCCCGCUCCUGCCUCGCGAUGGCGACUCCGGACGUCAGCGUUCACAUGGAGGAGGUGGUGGUGGUGACGACGCCGGACGGCGCGGUGGACGGAGGCGGCGUGGAGGAGGUGAAGACGGUGCUGGUCACCACCAACCUGUCCCAGCACGGCGGUGACAUAAAUGAAGACACGCUGGAGACCGAAAAUGCAGCUGCUGCGGCUGCCGCUGCCUUUACAGCCUCCACGCAUCUGAAGGAAGCGGUCCUAGUGAAGAUGGCUGAAGAUGAGGACAGCUUGGAGGCAGAGAUUGUCUACCCCAUCACCUGUGGGGACAGCAAAGCCAACCUCAUCUGGAGAAAGUUUGUGUGCCCCGGGAUCAAUGUAAAAUGUGUGCAGUUUGACGAUCACCUAAUCAGUCCCAAGGAGUUUGUCCACUUGGCGGGCAAGUCAACCCUGAAGGAUUGGAAACGGGCGAUCCGGAUGAAUGGGAUCAUGCUCCGAAAGAUCAUGGACUCAGGAGAGCUGGAUUUCUACCAGCACACAAAGGUCUGUUCCAACACCUGCCGGAGCACCAAAAUCGACCUGACCGGAGCCAGGGUGUCCUUGACCAGCCAGACAUCGACAGAGUACAUCCCUCUCACUCCCGCUUCUGCGGAUGUGAACGGAUCCCCGGCUACAAUUACCAUAGAAACGUGCGAGGAUGCCAGCGAUUGGAGCACCAGUGUCGGAGAUGACACCUUUGCUUUCUGGCGAGGCCUGAAGGACACGGGUCUCCUGGAAGAAGUUAUCCAUGAGUUCCACCAGGAGCUAGUGGAGACCAUGAAGGGCUUGCAGCAGCGAGCGCAGGAUCCCCCGCUGCAGCUCGGUGAUGCUGUUUUACUCAACAACGUAGUCCAGAACUUUGGUAUGCUGGAUCUGGUCAAGAAGGUCCUGGCCAGCCAUAAGUGUCAGAUGGAUCGCUCAAGGGAGCAGUACACGCGGGAUUUGGCAGCUCUGGAGCAGCAGUGUGAUGAGCACCGCAAGCGAGCAAAGGAGCUGAAGCACAAAUCGCAGCAUCUCAACAACGUCCUGAUGACCCUCACGCCCGUCUCCGUCCCCACGCCUUUAAAACGUCCCAGGCUGACCAGGGCCACCUCUGGACCAGCUGCCAUCACCUCCCAAGUCCUGUCGCAGCCGGCGCAACUCGCCGUCACCCCCGGCGUGCCCGUUUCCCAGCUUGCCAACCUCCCUCUCGGCAAAGUGGUCUCAGCCCUCCCGCCCUCGGUGCUGGGGAAGAGCCCGUCCCAGCCUCCCACCGCCAGCUCCCCGGCCUCCCCGCUGCUGGGAGGGUACACGGUACUGGCCUCCGCCGGCUCCACCUUCCCCGGUACGGUGGAGAUCCACCCGGACGCUUCCAACCUGACGGUGCUGAGCACGGCCGCGGUCCAGGACGGCAGCACGGUUGUGAAGGUGGUGAGCCCCUUCCAGCUGCUGACGCUGCCGGGACUCGGCACGACCAUCCAGAACGUGACGCAAAUGGCUCCCGGCGGGAGCACGGUCGUGACUGUCCCAUCCAGUGCCACCGAGGCCGCCGGCGACGAGCACGCUGCCACCUCCAUCGAGGUGACCGCGGUGGCCGAUGAGGCAGAGCAGAAGUGAAAGGGGGGACUUACCUGGAGGGACGCUGGCCGUGCCGCUCUGGGUGGAACUGCCUUUUCUCUGGCUGCGCUGCGGGAUGAGGAGUGGUGUAACGAGGGGCAUGGGUUAACGAGACUCAGAGCGGCUCCUUGGUAAUGAGGAGUUUCAGGUCAGAGGGAAGGAGGGGGAGGAAAGAUGCCCGGAGAAGGGAAAGGCAAAAAUGCUCUGCCUUGUUUGGAGGAGAGAAAAAAAAAAAAAAAACCCACCUUAUUUUUUUAUAAAGCUCUCUUCCCCCGUUCUCUUGGAGUAGUUCUUCUGUUCUAGCUCGUCAGCCCUGCCUUGUUGGCAUGCAUAGCUGGAGCAGCAUCCGUUGUAGGAGCAGGGCAGGGAGAAGGUGGUAGCGAAAGGAAAAGCAGGUGAAGUGCUGAGCGGGCACCGAUCCGGCUGCCAAGGGGUCUGGCGUGAACUGAUGGGAGGCGUCAGGGAGCCGGCUGCUCCCCGUCCCCGGGGGGCUCCAGGGAGGGAGAGGGGAUGCUGAGAGCAGGCUGUCUGUGGGAUGCGUGCAGUCAUCGAAACCAGGAGGAGGCUUUAUGGCAGCGCGGGCGCAAGCCCCGGGAGCUGCUUCUGCAUGUGAUGCUGGCUUUGGGUGGCAGAAACAAGCGGGAGCUCUUGUGACCGUGGUCACGGUGGGUUGCCCAGGUCUGCUGGGGGAAGGAGCGGGAGAGAGAAACCCAGAGGGCUUGGCGAGCUGUAACUUCUGAGGAUUUAGGGUCUCUUUCUAGUUUUCUCCCCCAAAAAUCCAUUCUUUGGGAUUUUUUUAAGCAAACAGCGAUUUUCAAGCAAAGCCCUUUGGUUGUGAAGAUCAUGCUGUAAGGCAGAGAUGUGCUGUUGAAUGUGCAGAGAGAUGAGCUGAACGGCCGUGCUCCGAGGAGCCUGCACUUACUAACGAGGUGUGACCCUGGUGCAGGAUCAGGCCGGUUCCCGGUCCCCAGCAUCUUGCCAGGCACCUCAUCCCGUGGGAGCUGGGCGCUGCCGUUCCCUCCCCGCCGGGUUUGAGCAGCUGUUCUGUAACGGGGUGGUUGACCCCCCCCAGUACCGUUUGACCAUUCAACUCGCUGCGAGUCUCAUCUGGUCCUGUUCUAGGGCACACGCGUGCCGUGCAGCUGCAGCGAUGUUCACAGUCUCCGGCUGGAAGGAGGCGGGUGCUUGAAGUGUUGGGGUUUCUACAAACUUGAUCUGGCAGCAGCAGCGGCGACAGGUCACUUUAAUGAGCUAAUAAAUAUUUUUUUGAAAGAG
This is a messenger RNA of Harpia harpyja (harpy eagle), 3024 nucleotides long. It is a transcript of the gene GMEB2, whose product is annotated as glucocorticoid modulatory element binding protein 2. The coding region runs from base 151 to 1749 and encodes 532 amino acids. Gene Ontology annotation, cellular component: nucleus. Gene Ontology annotation, molecular function: RNA polymerase II cis-regulatory region sequence-specific DNA binding; DNA-binding transcription activator activity, RNA polymerase II-specific. Gene Ontology annotation, biological process: positive regulation of transcription by RNA polymerase II. NCBI's taxonomy places the organism in Eukaryota, Metazoa, Chordata, Aves, Accipitriformes, Accipitridae. The record is from RefSeq and is a predicted model, not a curated record. The transcript has 10 exons.